CGAAAGGGGAUCCUUUCCGCUGAGCGCUAGAGAAAGCGACUCCUGAGAGCCCAGGUUUCCGGCGGGCGUCUCCGCCCCUCUGCUCCUCAAUUCCCGGAGCUCGGGUCUAACCCGGGCCGCUCGCUGGGCGUCCUAGGAAGGCAGGGGCGAUGGUCCAAAUGGAGACGCAACUGCAGAGCAUUUUUGAGGACGUGGUGAAAACGGAAAUUAUAGAAGAGGCUUUUCCUGGAAUGUUUAUGGACACCCCUGAAGAUGAAAAAACAAAACUAAUUAGCUGUUUGGGGGCCUUCAGACAGUUUUGGGGUGGUCUUUCUCAGGAAUCUCAUGAACAGUGCAUCCAGUGGAUUGUUAAAUUUAUUCAUGGCCAGCAUAGUCCUAAAAGAAUUUCUUUUCUUUAUGACUGCUUAGCGAUGGCAGUGGAGACUGGUCUCCUUCCACCCAGGAUGGUUUGUGAAUCCCUGAUAAACUCUGACACACUGGAAUGGGAAAGAACGCAGCUUUGGGCCUUAACAUUUAAACUAGUUCGGAAAAUAAUUGGGGGAGUGGAUUACAAGGGUGUUCGAGAUCUCUUAAAAGUGAUUUUGGAGAAAAUCUUGACAAUUCCCAAUACAGUGAGCUCAGCUGUUGUACAGCAGCUUCUAGCAGCAAGAGAGGUUAUAGCAUAUAUCUUGGAAAGAAAUGCCUGUCUAUUACCAGCCUAUUUUGCAGUCACAGAGAUCAGGAAACUAUAUCCUGAGGGAAAACUUCCACACUGGUUACUUGGAAACUUGGUAUCAGACUUUGUGGAUACCUUCAGGCCCACAGCAAGGAUAAACUCCAUUUGUGGCCGCUGCAGCCUUCUGCCAGUUGUAAAUAACUCGGGAGCCAUUUGUAACUCGUGGAAAUUGGAUCCUGCAACUCUUCGUUUUCCCUUGAAAGGCCUCUUGCCAUAUGAUAAGGAUCUGUUUGAACCACAGACUGCUUUGUUGAGAUAUGUAUUGGAGCAGCCUUAUUCCAGGGAUAUGGUCUGCAAUAUGCUAGGUUUAAAUAAGCAGACCUUGAACAUUGCUCAGCACAAGCAGCGUUGCCCUGUGCUGGAGGACCAGUUGGUGGAUCUGGUGGUCUAUGCCAUGGAGCGGUCCGAGACCGAGGAGAAGUUUGACGAUGGGGGCACGAGCCAACUCCUGUGGCAGCACCUCUCGAGUCAGCUCAUUUUCUUUGUGCUUUUCCAGUUUGCAAGUUUCCCACAUAUGGUCCUUUCUCUUCAUCAGAAGUUAGCAGGGAGAGGACUGAUUAAAGGCAGAGAUCAUCUAAUGUGGGUUCUCCUGCAAUUCAUUUCUGGAAGUAUUCAGAAAAAUGCACUCGCUGAUUUUCUCCCUGUCAUGAAGCUCUUUGACCUUCUGUACCCAGAAAAAGAAUAUAUCCCAGUUCCUGAUAUUAACAAACCCCAGUCAACUCAUGCCUUUGCAAUGACUUGCAUUUGGAUUCAUCUCAAUAGAAAAGCCCAAAAUGACAACUCCAAGCUACAGAUUCCAAUACCUCAUUCUCUAAAGCUUCACCAUGAGUUCCUACAGCAGAGUCUUAGAAAUAAAAGUUUACAGAUGAAUGACUAUAAGAUCGCCCUGCUGUGUAAUGCAUACUCUACAAAUUCAGAAUGUUUUACAUUACCCAUGGGAGCUCUGGUAGAAACUAUUUAUGGGAAUGGAAUUAUGAGAGUACCUCUUCCUGGAACGAGCUGCUUGGCUUCCGCGUCUAUUACUCCCUUACCCAUGAACCUCCUGGACUCACUGACGGUUCAUGCCAAAAUGAGCCUUAUCCAUAGCAUUGCUACCAGAGUGAUAAAACUUGCUCAUGCAAAAUCCAGUGUGGCCUUGGCUCCAGCCCUAGUGGAAACGUACAGUCGUUUAUUGGUCUAUAUGGAAAUAGAGUCUUUGGGCAUCAAAGGAUUUAUCAGUCAACUUUUGCCAACUGUUUUCAAGUCACAUGCCUGGGGGAUCUUGCACACACUUCUCGAGAUGUUCAGCUACCGGAUGCACCACAUUCAGCCUCAUUACCGAGUGCAGCUCCUGAGCCAUCUUCAUACUUUAGCUGCAGUUGCACAAACAAACCAGAACCAGCUCCAUCUCUGUGUUGAGAGUACCGCACUGAGGCUUAUAACAGCAUUAGGUAGUUCGGAGGUACAGCCACAGUUCACACGCUUCCUGAGUGAUCCCAAAACGGUGCUGUCCGCGGAAUCUGAGGAGCUGAACCGAGCCUUGAUAUUGACCUUAGCUAGAGCAACUCAUGUAACAGAUUUUUUUACAGGCUCUGAUUCAAUUCAGGGAACUUGGUGUAAAGAUAUACUUCAGACCAUCAUGAGUUUUACUCCUCAUAAUUGGGCAUCACACACUCUUAGCUGUUUUCCAGGCCCGCUACAGGCAUUCUUCAAACAAAAUAACGUACCUCAGGAAAGCCGUUUUAAUCUGAAAAAAAAUGUGGAAGAGGAGUAUAGGAAGUGGAAGUCAAUGACCAAUGAAAAUGACAUCAUUACCCACUUUUCUAUGCAAGGCUCUCCUCCUCUCUUCCUUUGUCUUCUCUGGAAAAUGCUCUUGGAAACAGAUCAUAUAAAUCAGAUUGGCUAUAGAGUAUUAGAAAGAAUUGGAGCCAGGGCCUUGGUUGCCCAUGUGAGAACAUUUGCAGAUUUCCUAGUAUAUGAGUUCUCUACAUCAGCUGGGGGUCAGCAACUCAACAAAUGCAUUGAAAUUCUUAAUGACAUGGUAUGGAAGUACAACAUUGUUACAUUGGACAGAUUAAUUCUCUGCCUGGCCAUGCGUAGUCAUGAAGGAAAUGAAGCCCAGGUUUGUUAUUUCAUAAUUCAGUUGCUGUUACUCAAACCAAAUGAUUUUAGAAAUCGAGUGAGUGACUUCGUGAAGGAAAAUUCUCCAGAGCACUGGCUACAGAACGACUGGCACACCAAGCACAUGAAUUAUCACAAGAAGUACCCCGAGAAACUGUAUUUUGAGGGCCUCGCGGAGCAGGUCGACCCUCCUGUGCAGAUUCAGUCUCCCUACCUCCCCAUCUAUUUUGGAAAUGUGUGUCUUCGAUUUCUCCCAGUAUUUGAUAUAGUAAUCCACAGGUUUUUAGAGCUGCUUCCAGUUUCCAAGUCACUGGAGACUCUACUAGAUCACCUUGGUGGCUUAUAUAAAUUUCAUGAUCGGCCAGUGACUUAUUUGUAUAAUACUCUGCACUAUUAUGAAAUGCACCUGAGAGACCGCCCACAUCUCAAGCGAAAACUUGUCCAUGCCAUCAUUGGCUCACUCAAGGAUAAUCGACCCCAAGGCUGGUGUCUAAGUGACACGUACCUGAAGUGUGGCAUGAAUGCACGAGAAGAAAAUCCUUGGAUCCCUGACGACUCCUACUAUUGCAGAUUGAUUGGCAGACUAGUAGAUACGAUGGCUGGCAAAUCUCCCGGUCCAUUCCCGAACUGCGACUGGAGAUUCAAUGAGUUUCCCAACCCAGCUGCCCAUGCACUGCAUGUUACUUGUGUGGAGCUCAUGGCCUUGGCCGUUUCAGGUGAAGAUGUUGGAAAUGCUCUUCUAAAUGUCGUCCUGAAAAGUCAGCCUUUAGUGCCAAGAGAGAAUAUUACAGCAUGGAUGAAUGCAAUUGGACUCAUCAUCACUGCACUGCCAGAGCCAUAUUGGAUUGUUCUUCAUGAUCGAAUUGUGAGUGUUAUCAGCAGUCCCAGCUUGACCUCUGAGUCAGAGUGGGUUGGCUAUCCAUUCCGCCUCUUUGAUUUCACUGCUUGUCAUCAGUCCUACUCCGAGAUGAGCUGCAGCUAUACAUUAGCUCUAGCACAUGCUGUGUGGCACCAUUCCAGCAUUGGGCAACUUUCUCUCAUUCCCAAGUUUCUCACUGAAGUCCUUCUUCCUAUAGUGAAAACUGAAUUCCAGUUGCUUUAUGUGUAUCAUCUUGUGGGACCAUUUUUACAAAGAUUUCAGCAAGAGAGAACUCGAUGUAUGAUAGAGAUCGGUGUGGCAUUUUAUGACAUGUUGCUGAACGUAGACCAGUGCAGCGCCCACUUAAAUUACAUGGACCCCAUCUGUGACUUCCUGUAUCAUAUGAAGUAUAUGUUUACUGGUGACAGCGUAAAAGAACAAGUAGAGAAGAUUAUCUGUAACUUAAAACCAGCUUUAAAACUCCGUCUUCGAUUCAUCACACACAUUAGCAAGAUGGAACCAGCUGCAGUGCCCCCACAAGCCAUAAAUAGUGGGUCUCCAGCACCUCAGUCUAAUCAGGUGCCAGUGUCUUUACCGGUCACUCAGUGAGGGCAGGGUGUACCGCGGUGAAAAGGAAAACACAUCUGUCUUUGGAAGUGGACUCAAAUCUAUUAAAUCUGAACAUGAUCCUGCUACAUAGAGAGAGAUACAGUAGAAGCAGUGAUGUUCAGAUUGUUUUAUUUUGAUUCAAAUGAUGAAUCUGUUGAUACUUUACAACUCCCAUCUCCCUACCGGUAUUUUUGUCUCUAAGAGAUAAACUACAUGUUGCUCAUAUCCAUCACAAUUUAUUAGAGCUACCUAGGAAUACUGAGGUAUCUAUGAUCAAAUGACUCUUACUAGAUCCUUUCGAUCUUUCCUAUCUAGUCCCCGGUUUUAUUUUUAAUUUUUAUUAUUAAUGACUUCUGCUUUCAAGUACAUUGUUUUAAAGGCAACACACAUGUGAAAUAGUUAUUACAAAUCAUUUUAUACAUAAAUCUCUCUUGGUGUAUCUUUGGGAUAGGAGAUUUUUGUCAAGUAAGGGACUCGAAUUUUCACUUCAUUGCAGGAGCAAACACAGUUUCCUAUUCUUUUAAAAAUGGCUUAAAAUUUUUACCAUAGAUUUCCAAAGAAAUGGGCUAACAUUUCUAUUAAGGCAGAUUGGCAAGUUUUUGCUUUUGCUAUGGACUUGAACUUACUGUAUGAAAUGAGUUUCAAAGCCAUGUAAAAAAAUAACACAGAAAGGCAUAAACUUAAUAAAAUAAUACUUAAAUGGUGAUUCUCCAAUCUCUGUUUCUAAAAGUAAAUUAAUUGCUUUUCCAGGUUGACACUCUCACCUGGCCAAUGAUGUGAUUCUUUAAGUUUUUAUACUCUUGAAAUUCUUAAGUUAAUGUAUUUUUAAUUAUAGCAUACAUUGUGGUUCUUUAUGGUUUAUCAGAUUUUAAGAGGCAAACUUAAUUUGGGGAGGGUGGGGCAAUGGCGUUAAGAUUGUAAGAUUUG
Molecule: messenger RNA, 5210 nt
Organism: Neofelis nebulosa (Clouded leopard)
Lineage: Eukaryota; Metazoa; Chordata; Mammalia; Carnivora; Felidae
Gene: MED23
Product: mediator complex subunit 23
Exons: 30
Coding region: 150-4283 (1377 amino acids)
Biological process (GO): positive regulation of gene expression; regulation of transcription by RNA polymerase II
Cellular component (GO): transcription regulator complex; mediator complex
Source: RefSeq, a predicted model, not a curated record